Messenger RNA from Diceros bicornis minor, 3799 nucleotides. RefSeq names its product glutamic--pyruvic transaminase (gene GPT). Gene Ontology annotation, biological process: biosynthetic process. The transcript is spliced from 10 exons. Lineage: Eukaryota; Metazoa; Chordata; Mammalia; Perissodactyla; Rhinocerotidae. The coding region runs from base 2111 to 3640 and encodes 509 amino acids. Gene Ontology annotation, molecular function: L-alanine:2-oxoglutarate transaminase activity; pyridoxal phosphate binding. The record is from RefSeq and is a predicted model, not a curated record.
CCUGGGCGCGCCAGUCCCUGUGGGCACCUGUCUGAGGCCUGUAGGUGUGCGCCGGGGCUUGCUUCUGGUGGCCCGGCUCCUGCAUAGGAGUGAGGCCCACGGCCACAGGGCAAGAAGCCUGGCCCUUACUGCACCUUGUCUCCCUGCCUUCCCAGCUUCCUGGAGGCUCCUCUGUAACUCUUUGCUUUCCUGAGGGGAGCAGAGAGCUUUGGAAGGGCGCUCCUUAGGGGCCAGGGCUCCGGCUGUUCAUGCCGAGUGGCAGGGAUCCUGGCUUAGAAAGGGAGGGGGUGUUUUCCAUGAAACUCUUGGGCCAGAGCCAGAGAAGCAAAGCAGUACAAGGCUAGCAUCAGAAGCCUCCCUGGGGGGGCAGGUCCCCUGUUCCUGGCAUGCAGCCUCGAUCCUGGGGCCUGGCUGCCAGCUUCCGUCUGGGCUGGCAAAGGGGGCCAGCAAUUGGCCUCUCAGGCUCUGGGCUGGUUGGGCACGCUGUGUCAGGGUGACAGGGGCCCCUUAGGGGCCCCACGUGGGAGGGCUGAGGGCACUGCCAGCUCAUCUGUCUGUGGCAGGCGGCUUUGCAUGACCACCAGCAGUGGGUGUCAUGGGCUCUGGUCACCACCUCCUCUCCAGUGGACGCCGACCCAGUCAGCCCAGUGCCUGCAUGGCCCACCCUUCCCGAGCAUGGGUGAUUGGGGCGUGUCAUCAGCAGGGCUAGGGGAGGGCUGGGGGUAGGCUGCUGGUUAAAUUUAGUGUGUGGAACAGUGCAGCUGCCCAAGGUCCACCUGCCACUACAGCUGCCACUUGGGCCCUGCUGCCAGGGGGCCGGUGGGGGCUGGCUCUGCCUGGGGCUGGGCCCAUAUUAACCUGUGCUCCAGCCUGGGGGCCAGAGGGGCAAGCCUGCAGCUGGGAGGCCAAGGUGGCGGUGUAGCUGAGAGGUGCCAGGUGAGAGGCGAACCAGCCGCCUGGGCUUCUGUUUUCUCUCCAGCCAGCAGGAGCCGAGGAGCCAAGGCUCCUCUUAGGCCUGACCAGCUGCCCAUGCCCGCGGUCCAGCUCAGAGUCAGAUGCUGGCAGCUGGAGGUAGCCACUCCUGGGCGGGGCCUAUCAGCUCCCUGCAGGGCCUGUGGAGGUGGGGCCCUAGGGCCUAUCUCGGCUAGUUUCCCCCUCUCUCCACCAAUCAGGAGCAACAGGGAUGGGGAGCUUACGUCACCUGGCCUGUGGUGUGCCCCAAGGUCAGCCUCAAGCUGGCGUGGCACAGCAGCAGCCCAGAGCAGCUGAGGUGUCCGAGGGCCCUUCAAGGGCCCAGAGCUGCCGUGCUCCCUCCCCCAACACCCCAACCCAGAGACUCCCGCCUUGCAGCACUGACCGGGGACCAAGGUCCAAUCACAGGGCUCUUGCAGCCUCCAGGUCAUGCCGCCAGCCCAGGAAGGGCCCGAUGGAACCCUGUGUCUGAGCACCUCACUCCCCUCCCCCGACACCCCAGCAUUCCUAAGGCCUGGCCCGGUUACCUGGGAGACAGGUCUGCUGGCCAAAGAUGGGGGGCUCCGAGAGGGCUAGGCCUUGGCCAAGCCCUGCUGGGGUAAAUCGCCAGAGGUCCCAGGCUCCAUUUCCCCCUGGGGUUCAGCCUUGCCCAGCUCUGCCAACCCCUGAGGGCCCUUUGGCCCAGGCACUCAGCCCACCUCCCCUCCCCUGGGCCCAGUCCCUCACAGCUUCUUGGACCUUCCGUCUGUCCCUACCCCCCAUGUGGGUCUCCUGCUCCCCUGUCAUGGGGACACUGGGCGGGCGUUGGGCCUUGCCCCAAGCUCCGCCUGCCUCCUCACCCACUCCCUAUGGCUGCCUGGGGCAGAACUGUGCCCAGAGCGGUGGGGCGGGGCGGGGUGGCACCAGCUCCUCCUUCAGCUUUUCUGUCCCUUUCAGUGGGGCCAGCAGGCUGCAGUGAAGACCAGGCCCUCUUACCUUGAGUCCCUGACCCAGGCCCCCCCUUCCCAGCCUGGCCCACUGAGCCUGGACCCAGCUUCCCUCAUCCCCCCUGCUGGACCCUGCUGCCUCCUGAGCCUCCUUCCUGCCUGGUCUGAGCAGGGUCGUGGCCUUGAAGGCAGGUGACCAGAGCCAGGCUGCCAUGAACAGGCUGAAGGAGAAGGUCUUGACGCUGGACACCAUGAACCCGUGUGUGCGGAGGGUGGAGUACGCGGUACGAGGCCCCAUUGUGCUGCGUGCCCUGGAGCUGGAGCAGGAGCUGUGCCAGGGCAUAAAGAAGCCCUUCACUGAGGUCAUCCGUGCCAACAUCGGGGAUGCACAGGCCAUGGGGCAGAAGCCCAUCACCUUCCUGCGCCAGGUGAGGCUCAGCACUGCCCUGGCACCCCUCCCCCAUCAGGCCAUGUGCCGUGGCCUCAGCACUCGCUCCUCCCAGGUCCUGGCACUCUGCAUCCACCCCGAUCUCCUGAAGAGCCCCGACUUCCCCGAGGAUGCCAAGAGAAGGGCAGAGCGCAUCUUGCAGGCGUGCGGGGGCCACAGCCUGGGGGCCUACAGCAUCAGCUCCGGCAUUCAGCUGAUCCGCGAGGAUGUGGCACGGUAUAUCGAGCGGCGCGACGGAGGCAUUCCCGCGGACCCCAGCAACAUCUUCCUGUCCACAGGGGCCAGCGACGCCAUCGUGACAGUGCUGAAGUUGUUGGUGGCCGGAGAGGGUCGCACGCGCACGGGCGUGCUCAUCCCCAUCCCUCAGUACCCGCUGUACUCGGCCACGCUGGCCGAGCUCAACGCCGUGCAGGUGGACUACUACCUGGACGAGGAGCGCGCCUGGGCGCUCGACGUGUCCGAGCUGCGGCGCGCACUGCGCCAGGCGCGUGACCACUGCUACCCGCGCGCGCUCUGCGUUAUCAACCCCGGCAACCCCACUGGGCAGGUGCAGCCCCGCGAGUGCAUCGAGGCCGUGAUCCGCUUCGCCUUCGAAGAGCGGCUCUUCCUGAUGGCUGAUGAGGUGUACCAGGACAACGUGUACGCCGAGGGCUCGCAGUUCCACUCGUUCAAGAAGGUGCUCACGGAGCUGGGGCCGCCGUACGCGGCGCAGCAGGAGCUCGCCUCCUUCCAUUCGGUCUCCAAGGGCUACAUGGGCGAGUGCGGGUUCCGCGCCGGCUACGUGGAGGUGGUGAACAUGGACGCCGCGGUGCAGCAGCAGAUGCAGAAGCUGAUGAGCGUGCGGCUGUGCCCGCCUGUGCCAGGCCAGGCCCUGCUACAUAUGGUGGUCAGCCCGCCCGCGCCCUCUGACCCCUCCUUCGCCCAGUUCCAGGCGGAGAGGCAGGCAGUGCUGGCCGAGCUGGCGGCCAAGGCCAAGCUCACGGAGCAAGUCUUCAACGAGGCUCCCGGCAUCCACUGCAACCCGGUGCAGGGCGCCAUGUACUCCUUCCCCCGCGUGCAGCUGCCACCGCGCGCGGUCCAGCGCGCUCAGGAGCUGGGCCUGGCUCCGGACAUGUUCUUUUGUUUGCGCCUUCUGGAGGAGACGGGCAUCUGCGUGGUGCCUGGGAGCGGCUUUGGGCAGCGGGAAGGCACCUACCACUUCCGGAUGACCAUUCUGCCCCCCAUGGAGAAGCUGCGGUCCCUGCUGGAGAAGCUGAGCCAGUUCCACGCCAAGUUCACCCGAGACUACUCCUGAGGACCCCUCUGGGGCCCAGGCCCGGCCAGGGUGGUGUGGCAGGGCCAACCCUAGACUGACCAUGGCCAGGACCCUGGGUGUCUCCUCCUGCAGCCUGUGGGGCUGGGCCCCUGCCUCUCUGUAGGCCCCUAAUAAAGCUGUGAGAUAGCCUGACUAGAA